CGUUACAGAUUUAUAGUAGGUCUCGUUAGCCCUGUACGGCCUCAGUUCACACGCGGCGCAGUUCUGAGCGUUUGGUCAGUUUCUCACGAAAGGACCAAACCGCUGACACGGGUUUACAUCCGUGGAAAGACCGUCAGCUCACAACGUAUCACCAUACUCCCGUCUGCACAGCGUAAGACCACAUCCAGUAUGACAGCCGUUCAGCUCUUCAUCUGCGUCGUGAUCGUACAGUGCAUCGUGCACUUAGCGGGGAUAUCAGCUUUUCAAGUCGCCGCUUUCAACUUGGACAGGCUCGGACCUGGCCACGUAAGCAUCGAACAGAACGACGUGUUGCCGCCGGAGGAAACUAACGCUCUUCCCGAAGACAGCGCGGUGAACGACGUCGGCAUCUCGUCGAGCGAAGCCGAGGCCAUUGUCAAUCUCCUCCUUGAUGUUGACGUACAUCUCGAUCAACAAGACCACUCACCCGCGGAAGCCAUACUUCCAGCCGGUGGGAUACUUCUCGAUCCUCUCCCAGAGAUCGUACCGACUACCGCCAAGCCGGCAGAGCCUGAAUCCGACUCCUUCUCCAUAGACGCCUACAUCAAGGCAUCAGAGCUGCUGGACAGGCUGCAGGCAGAUCAGCCGCAGUUCGACUUCCAGCCGAUCCAUGACAAGCUGAAGGGAUCUCCCGACCACGAGGAGGUGACAGAGAUGAUCACCUACGUGCGGAACCUGAGAGAGAAGCUGAUGAGGUACAUCCGGGACACUACCAGCACGUUGGGCCGGUUCAGUCUGCUGGUGUUCGACCCUCCCAUCACGGAGGCAAACCUGGCGAACCAGCCCCGCUGGCAGAAAGAACUCAACGACGCCAUGGAGAGGACAAAGGACAUUAUUGACGACUUCAUCAACAACCUGUACGACAUCAAGACGCAGCUGCAGAUGGUGGUGAUGGAAGUAGCCCGGAUGGAGAUCCCCAUCAGCGAGGUGGUCCUCAAGCCCGCACCAAGAUUUAGAGACGACAGGAAACGUCAGCCGGUUUCUCCCAAGCCUAUCCAGAACCUGUCCGAGUACGCCGACUGGCUGGUGGACUUCUUGACCAACACCAUCCCCACGGCUAACGAGCUGGCCGUGAAGAGCUUCCCGCGGUUCCGCAUGGUGCGGGACGCGGACGGCGCGGCCACCCUGGAGGAGGAGCGCGAACGCUUCACCCGCUCCGUGGACGAGUACCGCGAGUUCUUGGACUUUCUGGGAGAGACGCUGGAGGAGGUACCCAACGUCAACCCCAUGGACCACAAGGAACCAACCCGUGUUUAAAGAAAUUUAAAGUUUCAUUCAAUUUCUUAAACGUGACCAAAGUCUGCCUCACCAAGAAGUGUUUUUAUCUUAAAAAUGUCCAUCCGAAUUUGAAUGAUCUGAUCUGCUUACAUUUAUUUAAAUUUCCCAUUAUGAAAAAAAAUUAUGUAACACACAGUACGUUUUGAAUGCAGUACCAUUAAAAUUCUAUGUGAGGCAGACUGUAAACAACCGUUUCGUGAAUUUCAGGAUAACAAAAACGGCGACAUAUGCACUCAUCGGGAGGGCACAAGGGUUACCUACAAGCUUCCUGAAAUUAUUCACUGUUUAGUUGCGUCCAAAUCAGCAAGAAAACAACUGUUGAUUCCAAAAGCAAGUUUUGGUCAAAGGAAAAAGUAAAAAUGUUAAAAGAUACUAAAAGGCCUUAAUCUAUGCUGACUUUUCCAUCAUUACAAAAUAAAUAUCUCAUAAUUGGCUUUUCUUCAGUUUGUCCAAAAAAGGGGAAAUAUGCAGGGAACAAUGAGGACACACAUACGCUGUUGUUGUCAUUUCCUAUCACAGGAAUAACUCCAAUAUUGCAUCAUAAUUACAUUAACAACAAACCAAUGCAGCAGUUUUUGGCAGCCGUAUCUUUCAAUCCAGUUUUAAACAGAACCAAUCUUCUAUGAAGUGUAGCAACCCAGUUUUUUAGUUUGGGCAAGCUUUCAACGUUAUUUAUUUUGUAUUCUUGGUUACAAUCUGUCUGGUUAGUCAUGUUAGAUAUCUUGUAUAUCUAACCUUAGGCUUACUCUACUCAAGAUGUAAAAUAUUCUUGUAUCUUCUGCUGUGAGGUGUGUGGAGAAAGCUACAAUGUAUCUGCUUUAAACAUUACUGUAGGUUCUUGGAUUAUAGGUCAUAGAUAUUUUAUAGGUCUAAUUUACAUAGCUUUUAUUUGGCUAAACCUUUAAAACUAUUUUUCUCUUCGCGGAGGCCCAAUGGCUAGGCCAGAACCCAAAGUUCAAAAAGCCGUCAACGGGGUUUCGUAAACUGUAUCUUAGCAUCACGUUGCAUUUCAGUAAUAACUCGCAGUGUGGCGCUUAAAUCCUUCUGAAAAUCAUCGGAAAUCGCGAUGAGCGACAACACGGCCAUAGUACACAGCUAUCUCUUGAAUGAAUUAACUCAUCUAAUUUCCUUACCUAUUGUAAAAUCUGGUCUCAUAAGUCACGCAGUUCAGUCACACAGAAAUACAGUUUCUGCUACCAAAUUUCCAUUUCUUUCAUAUUUUGUUUAUAUCAUAGUGGUUUUUUUUUUAAAUUUUUGUAUUUUUGUAUACUGUAUGAGAAUUACUCACACUUUGCGGGAAUUGCCUCUAAAUCUAAUUUUAACCAAGUUUUUUUUUAAAACGCCAGCAAACAUUCCUUUCCUCGAAGACAAGGAAGAGAGGUGGUGAUCAAACGUACAAAUUUUAGAGCCCGAGCUGGCCUUGGGUCUCCUGCCUUUAAACAAUAGUCAUAGGUUACUUGAAGAUAUCUAGUAACAAUGAUUACCUUAUGGGUCUGUUAGGAAUUCAAUCAUGUAUUUUCGACGUAGACAAUAAUUGGUUAUUUCUUCCUAUGUUCGAAAAUGUUUUGUUGUAUUCAUCAAGUUAUUACGUCUUUUUGAUAUGUUUUCUGACGAGUCAUAUGUGAUUCCCACGACGUAUGAAUACAGUGGCAAUGAGACGUAUGGAAAAUUCAAA
Messenger RNA from Branchiostoma floridae (Florida lancelet), 2992 nucleotides. RefSeq lists its product as uncharacterized. Lineage: Eukaryota; Metazoa; Chordata; Leptocardii; Amphioxiformes; Branchiostomatidae. The transcript has 4 exons. The record is from RefSeq and is a predicted model, not a curated record. Bases 190 to 1296 code for a protein of 368 amino acids.